This is a messenger RNA of Eremomyces bilateralis CBS 781.70, 720 nucleotides long. RefSeq names its product putative superoxide dismutase copper chaperone Lys7. Gene Ontology annotation, molecular function: superoxide dismutase copper chaperone activity; copper ion binding. NCBI's taxonomy places the organism in Eukaryota, Fungi, Ascomycota, Dothideomycetes, Eremomycetales, Eremomycetaceae. Gene Ontology annotation, biological process: removal of superoxide radicals. Gene Ontology annotation, cellular component: cytoplasm. The coding region runs from base 1 to 720 and encodes 239 amino acids. The transcript is spliced from 3 exons. The record is from RefSeq and is a predicted model, not a curated record.
AUGAUACCCCCAUUCGAGACCACCUUCGCCGUCCCCCUCCGUUGCGACGAGUGUAUCAAACACGUCUCCUCCUCCCUCCACAAGCUCCCCGGUAUCCACUCCGUCGCUGCUGACCUCCCUUCUCAACUCGUCUCCGUCACUGGCACCGCCGCCCCCUCCGCCAUCGUCUCCGCCAUCCAAUCCACCGGACGCGAUGCGAUCCUCCGAGGAAGUGGGCGGGAGAACUCUGCCGCUGUCUGCAUCCUUGAAACACACGCCGACGUGCCUAACCAAGUCCGCGGCCUCGCGCGCAUGGUUCAGGUGACCUCGGACCUCACCCUCAUCGACCUGAGCCUCCGCGGGUUGGCUCCCGGAAAAUACUGGGCGACAGUGCGGGAAGGGGGAGAUAUCUCCCGCGGCACCGCGAGCACUGGCGGAGUCUGGGAGGCGGGGAAGCAGGCAUCCGGGGAGGGCCGCGGGGUGCUAGGGACGGUAGAGGUGGAUGAGGCGGGGAUCGGGUCGACGUUUCUGGAUCGGAGGAUGCAGGUGUGGGAGGUGAUAGGGCGGAGCGUGGUGGUGUCGCAGGAGCGGGAGGGGUUCGCGGCGGAGGAUGCGGAUACGUUGGUGGGGGUGGUGGCGCGGAGUGCGGGGGUUUGGGAGAAUGAGAAGACGGUGUGUUCGUGUAGUGGGAAGACGGUGUGGGAGGAACGGACGGAGGCGGUGGGGAGGGGGGUGUUGUGA